Panthera uncia (snow leopard) is the source of this 6109-nucleotide messenger RNA. It is a transcript of the gene RFX2, whose product is annotated as regulatory factor X2. The transcript is spliced from 18 exons. The record is from RefSeq and is a predicted model, not a curated record. The coding region runs from base 2307 to 4634 and encodes 775 amino acids. Lineage: Eukaryota; Metazoa; Chordata; Mammalia; Carnivora; Felidae. Gene Ontology annotation, biological process: regulation of transcription by RNA polymerase II. Gene Ontology annotation, cellular component: nucleus. Gene Ontology annotation, molecular function: RNA polymerase II cis-regulatory region sequence-specific DNA binding; DNA-binding transcription factor activity, RNA polymerase II-specific.
ACAACGCCCCGCCCCAUCGCGGCGGGCGGGCAGGCGGGCAGGCGCGCGAGGCUGGCGGGCGGGCGGCGAGAGCGGGAGGAGGAGCGGCUGCCGCCGCCACCGCCGCCGCCAUAGAGACUGUAGCCGUGGAGACUGUUACUUACCAACGGGGACCAACACGCAGCAGCCGCUGCUGCCGCCGCGGGAGCUGCUGCCCGAACUCCCGGCCCGAACUCCAGAAAUGAAGUCUUAUUUGUGCUCAGCCAGGAUCACUCAUGCGUGUUAGCAAUGGCCGCUCCUGUGCCAGCGCAGCAAAGUGUAGUAGUUGCAAGAAAAGCCUCUCGUCCUUUGCGGAAAAAAUUUUGUGACCCUGGGCCUACACACCAUAUGCUGAGCAGGGUGACAGACAGCACAUGGUAAAUAGUGCAGUAAACCAGGAAGCACGUCAGUUGAAAACUUGGCGUGGUGUCGGAUGAUUUGCAUUCUGGAAGUCGCAUUCUGGCCGCGGUGAGCCGAGCAUGGGCUCGCUGUCUACCUCACACUCUCACGGGCUCCCCGGGUUUUCAAAAGACUCAGACUGUGGAGCACAGUUAUUUCCUGCCCGUGAGCAAGGAGCCGGCCUCUGACUCGGCUCUCUGGCUUCAUCACUAGUGGAUUCUUUCCACCGAGAGCCCAGGUCCAAUGCUUUCCUGCUCCUACCACUGGAGUUACCCACUUCCUGGCUUCAGAUUGGAACAAAGGGGUGCAUGUGUGCAGAUGACUGAUUCGGAUGUUGGAGGAACUGUGCAUAAGACCUCGACUGCGCAACUUCCUGCAGAAUAAUUCCGAAGGUCAGUUCUGUCAGGAAGGCAGAGAGUUGGAGACCCAGGAAAUACACAUUGGAAAUUCUCACGCCUCCUCCUCCUGUGGAAGAGGAAAAGAAAAGUAGGGGGUGCCACUCAUCACAUGGCUCUGGGGACAUCUAGUGGUAAGAACCGAGUCAGGGAAACAGGAAAGCGCCACAGGCACAGACCACAGAUCCGUGGAUCCAGCCAGUGGCUCUCGUGGUGCCAAAGUCUUUGGGAGGGGGAUGGGCCACGUCAUAGAAUAUUCCUCAUCAACAAAGAUGGGGUCAAACCAACACUCAACAGAUUUAAAACACUCACACGCUGCCUUCCGCUUUCUUUAGGCAAAUUAUAUUCAUCUGUUAGCAGUUUUUCUUUGCAUUAAAAGAAAAAAAAAAGAAGUUUUCAACAAAUUGUUCACUCAUCCUCAGAGGUGGGAGCCCUCGCGGUGAUAGAAGCAUAUGGAAAGUUCUGGCAGGUGCCUCCUGAGCAGCAUGCUGUGUACCUGCUGCUCAGGCCCCGCAUGAGGCAGAAGUGGGGAGACCCCACCUGUGGCUUGGGGGGACGUGCUCAGGACAGGGCUGUACCUGCCCACAAAGCCACCUCCUCUCUGCAGUUUGCAUAUUUAACAGCUUCUCAAGUGCCGAAGGUAGCCAGUUCUUACAAAGUGCAGACCGUCUGACCUUGAGCAUGUUGAUGGAAUGAUUUUUUUGUACCAUCUGCCACUUGGUUCUGGUAUUAAAUGAGUCUUUUUGUAUGGAAUUAAAAAAAUUUUUUUUAACGUUUUAUUUAUUUUUGAGAGAGAGACAGAGACAGAGUACGAGCAGGGGAGGGGCAGAGAGAGGAGACAGAAUCCAAAGAGGGCUCCAGGCUCCGAGCUGUCAGCACAGAGCCCGACAUGGGGCUCAAACUCACAAACCGCGAGAUCAUGACCUGAGCCGAAGUCGGACGCUUAACCGACUGAGCCACCCAGGCCCCCUCUGUAUGGAAUGUUUAAACUACCUACUUGAAAGAUGUACGCAUCUGGCUGCAAAGAAAUACACUUGUAUGCCCUUCUCGUGGGCGAGGAUCUCCAGGAACAGAAGGCAGGACUUCUAGGCAGCCCAGGAGAAAAUGCUUCUUUCCUCCCACUGUGUAUUGCCUAUCUUGGACAACGUCUGAAGAUAUUUUGGGUUGUCAUGACUGGUGGGGGGUGGGAAGGGGAGAGGCGCUCCUGGCAUCUAACGAGUGGAGGUCAGGGGUGCCGAGGUCGGCCUGAAGGACAAGCCGGCCCUGGUGUCCCCAGUGCCGAGGGGCAGAAACCCUGCCUUAGGAGAAUGCACUUGUAGUUUGGGGUACCGUAGCCCGCCAGAUGGCAAGCGGCCAUCAGGAGCUGGUGAUUCGCUGGCUGGAUGAGUAAACAAUUGUAGGAGCCCCGGAAAGGACUGUCUGCAGAGCUAACUUUCGGUUUUCUACUGGGAAAAACGUUUCCUGCCACCCCUCCCCACCCCCGCUGCUCUUCCUAUGAGGCAUCUGUGCCACUGGUUUCCCUGUCUUCCUUCCCCAGUAUGGCCAGCCGACUUGCACCUGAAGGUAGCUACCACUUGGGCCUCCGUGGCUGCAGUCCCGCCCCACUCAACCUCUCUCCGCCUUUCUUUAGAACUGAGCAUGCAGAAUUCGGAGGGUGGAUCCGAUUCGCCGGCUUCUGUGGCUCUGUGUCCGUCGGCAGCAGCCCAGGCCCCCGUGGCUCAGCCUGUGCCAGCCUCUCCGCAGAGGGUGUUGGUCCGGACAGCGGGCUCGGCUCCCAAAGGGGCCCAGAUGCAGCCAAUCUCCCUCCCCAGGGUCCAGCAGGUGCCACAGCAGGUCCAGCCCGUGCAGCACGUGUACCCCCCGCAGGUGCAGUACGUGGAAGGCGGAGACACGGUCUACACCAAUGGAGCCUUACGGACGGCCUACGCCUACAACCCCGAGCCUCAGAUGUACGCCCCGAGCAGCACAGCGUCUUACUUCGAGGCCCCGGGCGGCGCCCAGGUGACCGUGGCAGGCUCCUCCCCGCCGGUGGUCCCCUCCCACAGCAUGGUGGGCAUCACCAUGGAUGUCGGGGGGAGCCCUAUUGUCUCCAGCGCGGGAGCCUAUCUCAUCCACGGGGGGAUGGACGGCACCAGACACUCCCUGGCCCACACUUCCCGGUCAUCGCCGGCUACGCUUGAAAUGGCGAUCGAAAACCUCCAAAAAAGCGAAGGGAUCACCUCACACAAAAGCGGUUUACUCAACAGCCAUCUCCAGUGGCUGUUAGAUAAUUACGAAACCGCGGAAGGCGUGAGUCUCCCCAGAAGCUCUCUCUACAACCAUUACCUCCGGCACUGCCAGGAGCACAAGCUGGACCCUGUGAAUGCUGCCUCUUUCGGGAAGCUGAUCCGCUCGGUUUUCAUGGGGCUGCGGACACGGCGGCUGGGCACCAGGGGCAACUCCAAGUAUCAUUACUAUGGGAUCCGUCUAAAGCCGGACUCGCCCCUGAACCGGCUGCAGGAGGACACCCAGUACAUGGCCAUGCGCCAGCAGCCCCUGCACCAAAAGCCCAGGUACCGGCCGGCCCAGAAGACAGACAGCCUUGGGGACAGUGGCUCGCACGGCAGCCUGCACAGCACACCGGAGCAGGCCAUGGCCGCCCAGAGCCAGCACCACCAGCAGUUCAUCAAUGUCUCCCACGUCUUCCCGGAGUUCCCCGCGCCUGACCUGAGCAGCGUCCUGCUGCAGGAGAGCAUCACACUGCACGACGUCAAGGCCCUGCAGCUGGUCUACCGGCGGCACUGCGAGGCAACCUUGGAUGUCGUGGUGCACCUGCAGUUUCAGUACAUGGAGAAGCUGUGGCUUUCCUUCUGGAACUCCAAAGCGCCCUCGGGUGACGGCCCCGCCCCUCUCCCUGCCAGCGACGGAGAGCCCGAAGGUGCCGUCCUCCCGAAGGACAAGCUGGUGUCUCUGUGCAAGUGUGAGCCCAUCCUCAAGUGGAUGAGGAACUGCGACCACAUCCUGUAUCAGGCCCUGGUGGAGAUCCUCAUCCCCGACGUGCUGCGGCCGGUGCCCAGCACCUUGACGCAGGCCAUCCGUAAUUUUGCCAAGAGCUUGGAAGGCUGGUUGACGAAUGCCAUGAGAGACUUCCCACAGCAGGCCAUCCAGACCAAGGUGGGCGUGGUCAGUGCCUUCGCACAGACUCUGCGCAGAUACACGUCUCUCAACCACCUCGCUCAGGCAGCCCGGGCCGUGCUCCAGAACACUUCCCAGAUCAACCAGAUGCUCAGUGACCUCAACCGCGUGGACUUUGCCAACGUGCAGGAGCAGGCCUCGUGGGUGUGCCAGUGCGAGGAGAGCGUGGUGCAGCGGCUGGAGCAGGACUUCAAGCUGACCCUGCAGCAGCAGAGCUCCCUGGACCAGUGGGCCACCUGGCUGGACAACGUGGUCACCCAGGUCCUGAAGCAGCACGCCGGCAGCCCCAGCUUCCCCAAGGCCGCCCGGCAGUUCCUUCUGAAGUGGUCCUUUUACAGCUCCAUGGUGAUCCGCGACCUGACGCUGCGCAGCGCUGCCAGCUUUGGCUCCUUCCACCUGAUCCGCCUGCUCUACGACGAGUACAUGUUCUACCUGGUGGAGCACCGCGUGGCGGAGGCGACUGGAGAGACGCCGAUCGCCGUGAUGGGAGAGUUCAAUGAUCUCGCCUCCCUGUCGCUGACACUGCUCGAUAAAGAUGACCUCGGCGAGGACCGCAGCGGCGAGGCUGACCCGGACGCCCACGGCCUGGGUGAGCCGCUGGUGAAGCGGGAACGUGGUGACCCAAACCACUCCCUGCAGGGCAUCUAGCUGGACGGUGCCUUCCCCGGGCUCCGGACCGGGCCCCUCGAGCUCCGCCGCAGCAGUGCCUCUUAGGUGACGUGACCUGACUCGCGAGGCACUGGCGCACCCUCACGGGACACGCUGUUCCUCAAGAAAACCAUUGGUAAACACUGCAGAAGGUCACAUCGGGCUCCCGAGCGCCCAAGCUGCUCUCCUGGUGCCUCCUGGGUCAUCUUCUUCCGAACGUUCUCGCUCUCUCCUCUGCUGGGCUGUGAACUUUGGUCUGAGUCUACGCACCCCCACCUGAGGGCCGGACGGGUCGGCGCCUCCACACUGGGCUCCUUUGCUGUUCCGCUGGUUCCAGUUUCCACCCUUGUGUCUUAAAAGUCAGAUCCCGGGAGGGACGGGAUGUGCCGCAGCUGUCGGGCAGUGCUGGGCUGACCGGUGCCCACGGGGCCCCCUGGCCUGGUGCCCUGUGGUGGGAAGGGACCAUCUCAGCGCCGUGCCCGAGGCCUCCUGCCCUGCCCGCUGUGCCGAGGUGCAGAGGCCGGCCCGCCGGAGCCCCGCGCGCAGACGCCAAAGGUCUCCGGAAGCCGCUGCCGAUUGCCGAGUCCCUGGACCACGCACAGCCCACAGCCCCACGUGCCUCAAAGAACAUGUCACGGAAGUGGCCUGCUCGUGCCGAGACACAGUGGUGUCUUUAAGAAUCAAAACCAUAAGUUUUAUCAGCAACUAGAAGCAUUUGGGUUCUGUCCGAGUUCACGGCCAACAUCAGGCCAAACUGCUGGGUCUGGAAUGAGUUUUUCCGAGGGGGCUGGGUGGUCCGUGUUUCAGUGGCACUUUGAGAGGGCAGCCAUCGGGCCAAGUCUGCCUGGCUCCCACUCCACAGAAUCUUCUGGAACGCCUGCCUUUGAACUAGCAAUCCUGGAGCACUUUGACCCCGGGCAAGUCCCAUCUUGAACUGCUCCAGGUUGAAACCCUUCUUUGAGUUAAAUGAAUCCCGAGGACUUGCACAGCCUUGAACUUUGAACACUCCGGAUCUGCAUCCGUCAUAACAAGUUGCACUCGGUUCCGUGCGAGAGUUCUGCCCCCAAACCAGCUGCAAAGAAGAAAGACAAACCUCUGGUCUAAGAAGCGACAUCUUACGAAAUGCAAUAGUUUCUCCUUUUGGAAAUAUGUUUAUAUCAAUAGUUUUGUGCUCAACGCGUUACUAGAACGUUUCUUAUGAACAUGUGUAUUGCAGUAUAUUCAGUCCCCGAUGUUUUUUCUCAUUCACACAGAAAAUGCUGAUGUAAACUCACGUGGCCUUUAAAAACCUUCCUUCCUCAGCCCACUCCAGGGGUGCGGAGGGGUGCGGAGGGAAGGACAAGAAAGACAGGCGCUCACUCGAGAAGUCAGAAGUCCGUGAUAAUCACAAUGUUUGCCUGCUUUUACAGCUGGAACCAGACAGAAAGAAUGUCUUUAAAAUAUAUAUCUCCUCUCCUGGGAGACAUUUCAGCUCA